UUGUGGGUAAUGUAGGCGCCAGGUUUUGACAUGGAAGAAGGAUACGUCAAAUGUUAAAUGACAAUAUCUCUGGUUCUGUUGCAUCAAUUUUGAUUAUUUUUCCAAAAAAACGGUCCGCCGUGAGUGCGACAACGUUAAAGAAGUAUAUUGCUAGGUGGAGUACUCUUAAAUCAAUCACUAAGAAAUGGAAAGAGUAUGGCACAGCUGAAAUCUGCCUACAGCAGCCUAUCCUCAAACACUGAGCGUCCGGGAAGGAGGCUACUGAGGGAGGCUAACCGGAAACAUCUGAAUGAGUCGAAUGCUUCAGGAGCUGAGACUGGAUGGACGGUGGAUACGGCUGCUUGAGAGGAGCGUCCCCAGUCGCAGCUGGAUGAGAGAGAGGCAAAGAGAAACCCACUCUUGAAAAAAACUGACAUGACAUCUCAGCUACAGUUUGCCAGAAAGCAAGGAGGAGACUCUGAAGUCAGCUGGAACAAGGUUUGAUGACCAAGAAACGCCCGUCCUCUAGCACUAAGGCUGAGAGGUCCAAGAGGCCUGAAGUAGGACUGCAGUUAAAAUCUGCUUCUGGUCUCAGAAAGACGCACACGGACGACCUUUUGGCUAAGGAAGAACAAUACAAACUCUUAAAUGCAGAGCUAGAAGCCAAAACAUCAGUUCUAGUGAGACAGGCAGAACAACUUAUGAGAGAACAGAGUGAAGUUCUGUCAAAGCCCUUAUCCACCCUGCUGCUUACGGAUACUGAAGAUGAAGAGGAUUCAAGGAUAAUAAAGCCACGACAGUGCACUGUGCCGGAGCCCGGGGUGAAGGUGGUGACAAAAAAAAGGGUCACAUCAACAUCACAAACCAUGUGCACUGGAAAACAAGGAAAAGAGUCUCACUGUAAAACAGCAACCUCAAAGGUGUCUCAUGCAAAUGAGUUAGCAGCUGUAGAAGAUUCAGCUGAUUUUUUUCUGGCAGAGACGAUACAUAGCAUGGAGGAGAAGAUGAACGGCAGUGUCACGCAUGAAAAUGUUGUGGAUGAUCAUGAUGUGUCUAAUGCUGGAGACAAUGUAGGAUCAGGCAUUUCAGAUGCUCAAAUACGAGUCCUCAAGGCAAAACUACGGAUUAUGCAGGAAGAACUGGAUCAACUCUCAUGUGAAUAUUAUAAGAAGGAUGAUGAAAAUGCUAAGCUUAGUGCAAAAAUUAAGGAGAUUGAGGAGGAUCGAACCAGACUACAGAAGACCAUAAGCAUUCAGCAAACACAGAUUGAAAAGCACAGAGCUUUAGCAGAGGAGUCUGCUAAAAAAUGUGAUGGUCUUCAACUACAAGUGUCUGGUUUACACAAGGAAAUAGAAAAUCUGAAUAGAUCCAACAAACAAGCAGCAGCCAUCCACAGCACUGCAGAGGUUCGUCUGAACAGAGCUCUGGAGGAGGUGGAGAGGUUAAAGACUCAACUGAACAAGAUGAAACAAAUGAAUAAGGACAAGAUAAGUGAGGAACAUCAGAGUAAAGAAAAUCUACUUGCUGAAAACAAAAUGCUAAAAAAACAGAAAGCAGAACUCGUUGUGGGUUUCAAGAAACAGCUCAAGCUGAUUGACAUUCUCAAAAAACAAAAGAUGCAUUUUGAAGCUGCCAAGCUGCUGUCGUUCACUGAAGACGAGUUUAUGAAAGCUCUAGACUGGGGGAAGCAAUAAACACAGAGAUUCAGCACGUGAAGUACAAUGGG
Molecule: messenger RNA, 1705 nt
Organism: Xiphias gladius (swordfish)
Lineage: Eukaryota; Metazoa; Chordata; Actinopteri; Istiophoriformes; Xiphiidae
Gene: tex9
Product: testis expressed 9
Exons: 12
Coding region: 483-1673 (396 amino acids)
Source: RefSeq, a predicted model, not a curated record